UGUUGAGUGUGGAUGUGACGUUCUGUGCUCGGACGGUACAGCUGCUAACGCGUUUUUAGCAGCACCGACACACGCGUUUCUAGAAUCCACAUUGAUGGUCGAACAUCUUUUAAGCGCCCACGACAAUAUCGAGUGCAUAUGUGAAUGUUUAAUUACCUCAUGUUUGGGUAGCGUUUGAGAAAGGAUUGAGUGAGGAAACCAAACACGUUGGCAGCAUCGCAGGAUAAGACGACAGGCCCUCCCUCAGACCAAAACCUACGCAGACUUCACGAGCCUGCGAGAACAAAAUUGAUGCCUAAAUCCCAAUCGAAAAAAUCCUAGCCGGAAGGAUCGUGCCCUAUCUGGACGCAGGAUCUGCCGGAGAAUGGGUCCUCAAGCCAGGUUUUCUGUCUCCUAAGUGCAGAAAAGUUGCAGUUUGGAUGGAAUUUCACUGCGGAAGAAGAGCGAAGAGAAUAAAAGUCGAGCCAAGUCUCUGCUGACCUCGAAUCCCUUCAAUAAUGCGACGUUCGUGGCGCUGGCGAGUCUACGUGCUGGCUUGGAUAGUGUGUGCAUACCUCACCAUCAUGGCCGCCAUCUCCCUCAUGUCGGACAAUCUCAGCGAUAAGAAUCUCGACCCCAGGUCCAUCAAUGGCAUACCUUUCCGUGGCGUGUGGGGUUGGAACGGCCCCAAUGGAGGAGGUCGGGGUGCGAGGCUGCAGUGGUGCAAGGAGCUCAAGUUUGUGGACCCUCCUGGUCAGGUCACGGCGCUUGCAUCCUUCCCGGGGUCCGGUAACACUUGGGUGCGCUAUCUGCUGCAGCAGGUCGCAGGUUACUACACUGGCAGCGUUUAUAAAGAUUUCGCUCUGAUGAAGAACGGGUUCCCGGCCGAGUCGAUUUCCAACGGUUCGGUGAUCAUCGUCAAGACACACGAACACGGCGAACAGGUGAGAGCUCCAUUUUCGCGGUCAGUUCUGAUCAUCCGGGACCCGUUCCAGUCCAUCAUGGCGGAGUUCAACCGACAGAGCGGCGGCCACAUCGGCCAUGCCCUGCCCGACAAAUACAGCAAAGAUAACGGCAGAUACUGGAAAUCGUUCGUAAAGAACAAGGCCAUAUCCUGGACCAAUACCAACCUGGACUGGUUGCAAUUCAAGGGUCCCCUGCACAUCCUCUUCUACGAAGACCUGCUUGAUAAUUUACCUCAAGAAAUUAGAAAGAUAUUGGAAUUUCUCGACAUCGAGGUGGACGACCAAAGUUUUGACUGCAUGAUGAGACACAGCGAUGGUAUUUACAAGAGACGGAAAAGAAAUUUGAGUUUUAAUCCAUAUACUCUUGAUUUGAAAAACCUCAUCGAUUACUGCAAAAAAAUUGUAGACGCGGCUGUCAAAGCUUAUUUUACUAAUUCGGCCAACAUAGAUGACUUUGUGAGCUCUCUUAACCUGACAAGAUUGUCGGAAGUCGUCACAGACUCUAGUCAAAAGCCAGAAGUUAAAUUUUCUAGAUGAUAUCUAAGUUGUUAUUCCUUUUCUUUUGUCCCAAAAAUGACAUAAAGUGAAGUAUUAUGUCUGAAAACUGCCAAGUAACUGAUAAAGUUCUAAAAUAUUUAUUACAAUAUUUGAAUUAUGAGAACCGCGAUUGCAAUAGCGGCUGCCUUCAUUGAUGAAACAUUUAUAAUUGCUUAGAAAAUUUCAAUAUCUAAUGUGCGUUA
Molecule: messenger RNA, 1684 nt
Organism: Hyalella azteca
Lineage: Eukaryota; Metazoa; Arthropoda; Malacostraca; Amphipoda; Hyalellidae
Product: WSCD family member AAEL009094
Exons: 7
Coding region: 498-1481 (327 amino acids)
Molecular function (GO): sulfotransferase activity
Source: RefSeq, a predicted model, not a curated record